Messenger RNA from Corythoichthys intestinalis (scribbled pipefish), 4961 nucleotides. RefSeq names its product nucleoporin 155 (gene nup155). Gene Ontology annotation, molecular function: structural constituent of nuclear pore; protein binding. The record is from RefSeq and is a predicted model, not a curated record. Gene Ontology annotation, cellular component: nuclear pore; nuclear pore inner ring. The transcript has 34 exons. NCBI's taxonomy places the organism in Eukaryota, Metazoa, Chordata, Actinopteri, Syngnathiformes, Syngnathidae. Gene Ontology annotation, biological process: protein localization to nuclear inner membrane; transcription-dependent tethering of RNA polymerase II gene DNA at nuclear periphery; protein import into nucleus. The coding region runs from base 175 to 4278 and encodes 1367 amino acids.
GAUCGAACAUGAGGUUGGCGGGUAGCCGGUCCAAUGUUUAUCAGAUUUUAUGAUACCUUCGUUUCUUUUUCUGACCCAAAUUACUGAAUUUACAAACUACUUUCCAGCAACAAAUUUACUAAGAAGCAAGAAACAGUCAACUUUGGUUUCGUCGGUCAGCUGCAGUCUGAAGCCAUGCCGUCCAGCGCCGGAGCCAGCAGCCCCGCCGCUGCUCUCGUCGAGGCGCUCGACAGCUCGGCCCGUCUAGUCGACCGACACCUGCAGGAUGACCGCUGCUUUCCAGACCUGUCGGAGCUUCUCAGCGUGCCCUCUCAUAAUAUACCCUCCGUCUCUGGAGUGUCGGACAUGGACUAUCCGCUCCAGGGUCCGGGAUUACUGAGUGUGCCUAACCUGCCGGAGCUCAGUGCAGUCCGGCGAGUCCCGCUACCCCCAGAGCUGGUGGAGCAAUUCAGCCAUAUGCAGUUCAACUGCAUUAUGGGCGUUUUUCCUGAGAUUUCUCGGGCCUGGCUCACGAUCGACAAUGACAUUUUCAUGUGGAAUUAUGAGGAUGGGGGAGACGUAGCUUAUUUCGACGGGCUCAUCGAAACUAUCUUGGCAGUCGGGCUGGUGAAACCAAAGCAAGGGAUUUUACAGCCUCACAUCCAUUACCUGCUUGUGUUGGCCACAUCUGUGGAUGUGGCAAUCCUGGGACUGAGCUUUCCAAAGGGCCACGCUGGGCUGAACGACAGCAUGUCAGGCGGCAUGCAGAUGCUGCCAGACCCCCUCUUCUCAAUCCCCACCGACAACACCUACAUCGUCUCGAUUACCUCCACCGACCUGGGUCGCAUCUUCAUGGCAGGCAAGGACGGCUGCCUGUACGAGAUUGCCUACCAGGCAGAGGCGGGCUGGCUUAGUCAACGCUGCCGCAAGAUCAACCACUCCAAGAGCUCCCUGUCCUUCCUUGUCCCUUCUAUUCUCCAGUUCUCCUUCUCUGAAGAUGACCCAAUUAUGCAGAUUGCCGUGGACAAUUCCCGUAACACGCUGUUUACACGCUCUGAGAAAGGAGUCCUUCAGGUGUAUGACCUGGGUGCUGAUGGCCAGGGUAUGAGUCGCGUAGCAACCAUGUCUCAAAAUAGCAUUGUUGCGGCUGCAGGAAACAUUGCCAGGACGAUUGAUCGUUCUGUCUUCAAGCCUAUUGUCCAGAUCUCUGUGAUCAGCAGAUCGGAGUCAUCUGACUGUCAUCUGCUUGCUGUGACACACGCAGGUGUGCGUCUCUACUUCAGUACUACGCCUUUUGCACCGCCGCAACAAAAACACUUGCUGGCCCGACCAUCCCUCCUCUCUCUGGUUCACGUCCGCCUACCGCCAGGCUUCUCUGCGUCUUCCACGCUGCAGAAACCCGCCAAAGUCCACAAGGCGCUGCACAGUAAAGGUAUUUUACUGAUGGCAGCCUCUGAGACUGAGGACAAUGACCUCCUUUGGUGCGUUAACCAUGACUCUUUCCCCUUCAAGAAACCUUUGAUGGAGACUCAGAUGAUCUCUAAUAUAGAUGGACACACAUGGGCUAUAAGCGCCAUCGAUGAGGAAAGGCCAGCCAAGAUUUGUACUCCCUUGAACAGGGAUGUGAUCCCAAUCACCGAUUCGCCUGUGGUGGUCAUGCAGCACAACAUCCCCCCUCAGAAAUUCGUCCUCCUUUCAGCAAAGGGGAGUCACAUCUUUCAAAAGCUACGUCCAGUGGAUCAGCUGCGUCACCUGUUGGUGAGCUGUGCGGGAGGUGAGAGCGAGGAGAUUGAGCGUUUCUUCAAGUUACACCGGGAGGAGCAGGCCUGCGCGACAGCCUUGAUCCUGGCUUGUUCCAAAGCUGCUUGUGACAGAGAGGUCUCACAGUGGGCCACUCGAGCCUUCUUCAGAUAUGGAGGCGAAGCACAAAUGAGAUUUCCCGCAGCUUUGUCACCGCCAAGCAAUGUUGGACCUGUGAUGAGCUCACCAGCACCUGGAAUUUUGCCCCCACCCCUGGCCACACCUUUUGCCCCGAUGCAAAUGGGGUCCGCCCCCAUCACCCCAAUGUCGGUCGGCCCGGAGGUAAUUUUCUCCGGGAAGCACAACGGCAUCUGUGUCUACUUUGCUCGCAUCCUCGGAAAUAUUUGGGACGGGAGCCUAGCAGUGGAGAAAAGCAUCAGCGAAGGAAGUCAGACUGUCAGUCUCCUGGAAAGCAGUGUUUCUUCAUUUCAUCUGGAGUCUGUUCUUCUGGAGCUCUCGAGGUUGAAGGAGUUUCUGGACAAAAACUCUAACUUCAGUCCAUCAUCCCUCAGCGGCGCAAGCUUUAGUUCCCCUGGAAACUUGCAGCAAAGACUGCUGGGAUUUAUGCGUCCGGACGGGGCUAGUUCUCAGCAGGUCCAACAGGAGCUCCAGAGAAAAUAUCAUUCCAAGGCUCAGCUCUAUGAGAAAGUGUCCCUACAGAGCAUUCAGGCGCUAGUGCAUCGCUCCUAUCAAACUCUGGCCCUGUGGAAGCUUCUCUGUGAUCAUCAGUUCAGCCUCAUCAUAUCAGAACUGCCCAAGGAGUUUCAAGAGCAGAUGAAGUUAGCGAGUUUCAAAGAUGUGGUUAUCCGCGGGAAGGAGCUUUCGGGAGCCCUCAUCACUGCGCUCAUUACAGUCUACAUCAAAGAUAAUGCCUCUGUAGAUGCCAUAAGCAAUCACCUGCGGGACCUCUGCCCACUGCUCUACAGUACCGAUGACAGUGUCUGCUCCAAGGCUAACGAAUUGCUGCAGAGCUCCAAGCAGAUCCAGAACAAAGUCGAUAAGGAGAUAACCCUGAGAGAGUCGCUGCGUCUCUACCAGCAGAUCAGCCAGCACACUGACCUCCCGCUGGUUUGCUCUCAGUACAGACAAGUGCGUUUCUAUGAGGGCGUCCUCGAACUUUGCCUCACGGCAGCCGACAAAAAAGAUCCCCAGGGGCUGGGCCCACAUUUUUACAAAAAUGGAGAGCCUGAAGAGGACCAGACGGGACAGCUGGCGUUCCAGGAAAGGCUAUCAUGUUAUAAGUGCAUCACGGACACCAUGCAGGAGCUGGUGAACCAAAGCAAAGCAGCGCCUCAAUCCCCCAGCGUCCCAAAGCAGCCGGGGCCUCCCGUCCUCACUUCAGAUCCUAACAUGCUGAGUAAUGAGGAAGCAACGGCCCACUUUGAACAGAUUUUCGGUCUGGCCCAGAGGUCCCAAGACGAGCUGUUUCACAUCGCCCUCUACAACUGGCUCAUCCAGGCCGACCUGGCGGACAAGCUGCUCGAGGUGAAUUCACCAUACCUUGAAGAGCAUCUCAUGCAUAUGAUCAAACAGGAUCAAAGCAAGGUGCACAACAUGGAUCUUCUGUGGCGCUACUACGAGAAGAACCGCAACUAUGGCAAAGCUGCCCACGUCUUGGCACGUCUCGCUGACAUGCAUAGCACUGAGAUUUCCCUCAAGCGGCGACUGGAAUAUUUAGCCCGGGCCAUUUUGUCUGCCAAGAGCUCCUCCUGCUUCUCUGCUCAGGCAGCAGACGGCGAGUUUCUCCAUGAGCUGGAAGAGAAAAUGGAGCUGGUGCGCAUCCAAGUUCAGAUUCAGGAGACGCUGAUCCGGCAGUACUCCAAUCAUCCUUCGGUGAAAACUGCAAUCUCUCAGUUGGAUUCGGAUCUUAUGGACAUUACUAAGCUCUAUGGGGAAUAUGCAGACCACUUCCAACUGUCAGAGUGUAAACUGGCCAUCAUUCACUGCGCAGGACACUCCGAUCCAAUCCUAGUGAACUCGCUGUGGCAGGAAAUCAAAGAAAAAGAGCUGGCGGACACGGUGGGCAUGAGUCCGGCGGACAGAAUGCGGUCCCUCGGUUUGAAGCUUGUUUCGCUGGGAAAGCUCUAUGCAGGAACACCGCGAUAUUUUCCACUAGAAUUCCUGGUGAAGUAUUUGGAGCAGGAGGUUUGCCGCCUCGGCUGGGACGUAGGCUUCGUCACCUCCACCAUGCAGGAGAUCGGAGUACCGCUCCCGCGCCUUCUUGAGGUGUACGACCAGCUUUUCAAGAUCAGGGAUCCUUAUUGGCAGCGUCAGAAGAAACCUCUGCACUUAAUGGAGUGUAUCCAUGUCCUCCUGUCAGGUUACGUGGACGACCCCAGCAAAGUGCCCACUUAUGACAGACGCCGCUUCACCAACGUGUGCCUGGACAACAUCUGCGGCUACCUGGUGGAGCUACAGUCCCUCAGCCCUAACGCCGACCUCCAACACACUAUCGGCAACUUUAAGUCUCUUCAGGCAAAACUGGAGAAACUUCAUUGACGUCUGCCCCGCUCUCUCUCUGUGCCUUCAGUCAUUUUGCCGAUAAAGCCAUUACGUUAGCUGGAUGAAGACAGGAUUCAGGUAUCAGUUGGCGUUAUACACUAUUCUUAAACUGUUGGUUAUCACUUUAGUUUCAUCUUGAAAUAUUCCCCGAAAGUAAAACUGCCUCGUAAAAAUGCUCACGAAGGCUUUGUGCAAGGAUAUGACAAUGAGGAGAUGGAUGAAGUAGGUUUUUAUAAAUUAUUUAAUACCUAACUCACCGAAAAGAGUGUAAAUAUAGUACAUACUCUCCUAUUCGUUUGCAAAAUACAGCCAGACAUCAUUACAUUUUCUUACUGAUAUUGUACAUAAAAACUUUGAGAAAGUAUUUUUUUGUAUGUUCAUGAGGCUGUUUUUUCACCUUUCGCAACUAGCUUUUUUUUUCUUUCCAACCUCUGCACACCGCCUUGAAACAAACUGCGAUGCUUAUAAUGUGCCACAGCAGUGGGACGUCACCUGUUUGUGUACAUGUAAUUACGUUUAAUUAAAAACUGCACUCCUGUUAAGUCAUUAUAGAAGGGAGCGGUCUAGUUAUUGUUGUUUUUCUUUCAGUUUGCAUUGGAGUGGAAUGGCUGUGGUUGAAUUUUACCUUUGUGAAAAUAAAGAAGUAUGUCAGUGAAGUUUUGUUGAUUAUUUAGGCAUUU